AUGGACUACCUGACCCUAAAUCAGACCACACCACCUGGAUACUCGUACCUCGACACCCCUGCCCUGGAAGUCAUCGCAUCGCAGUCAUCUACAGCACAACCUCAAUCUUCGCCCCAUCUCCAUCCCUGCCACUACCACAUUCCAGCACCUGGUCUUCAGACUCUCUGGUUCACUAUCUCCCAGCCCCCCCCCCCCAAAACCUGUACUUCAUUCCUUUCAGACUUUACAGACUUUUACACACAGCUCUCCUCCAUCUCUCCCUCUGUUCUCUUCCUUGGAGAUUUCAACAUCCAUGUCGAUAAUCCACACUCCAAAUGCACAGCCGAUUUUCUGGACAUUUUAAACUGCCUAAACCUCAUGCAGCAUGUAAACUCUCCCACGCUCUCUCACGGUCAUAUUCUCGAUCUCAUCUGCUCCUCUGCCUCAUUAUCAGUCCAUAAUAUCCCACUCACAGGCCUCAACCUCUCCGACCACCAAGCCGUCACCAUCGAUAUCUACUGUAUCUACUGCUUUAUCCUCUUCCUCUCACCCCUUCCUGACUCCUGA
This is a messenger RNA of Knipowitschia caucasica, 546 nucleotides long. The record is from the annotation of a GenBank genome assembly. NCBI's taxonomy places the organism in Eukaryota, Metazoa, Chordata, Actinopteri, Gobiiformes, Gobiidae.